This is a messenger RNA of Pistacia vera, 592 nucleotides long. RefSeq names its product protein PLANT CADMIUM RESISTANCE 2-like. The transcript is spliced from 4 exons. The record is from RefSeq and is a predicted model, not a curated record. Bases 41 to 463 code for a protein of 140 amino acids. Lineage: Eukaryota; Viridiplantae; Streptophyta; Magnoliopsida; Sapindales; Anacardiaceae.
UACCACACGAUUUUUGCGAGAGUCUAGCCCGCAAAGAAGGAUGACUGAAAGUCAAGGUGCUUGGUCCACUGGCUGCCUCGACUGCUUCUCUGAUAUUUCAAGCUGUUGUUUGGCUACAUGGUGUCCAUGCGUUGCUUUUGGACGGAUUGCGGAGAUAGUAGAUAAAGGAUCAUCCUCUUGUUUUGGCAUUGGGGCACUCUAUCUCCUACUCAAUUUUACUAGAUGUGGAUGGAUCCUCCAUUUCAUUUAUCGUCAUAAAAUGAGGGAGCAAUAUAACUUGAAGGGAAGCAAUUGUGGGGAUUUUUGCAUGAGCUGCUUUUGUGAACAUUGCGCCAUAUGUCAAGAAUACCGUGAGCUUCAGAAUCGUGGAUUUGACAUGUCCAUUGGAUGGGAUGAGAACGUCAGUAGACGGACCCCUGGUGUGGCGAUGGCUCCUAAAGUGGAGGGAGGCAUGAAGCGUUAACUGCUGAAAAUUUCCUUCUUGUGUUGCGCUCAACUUUCUAGUUUGAAUUGCUAUUGUUGCAUGUACCAUGGAUAUUUUAAACAUUUUGUGUUAAAAUAAAUUCUUGUUGUGUAUUUAAAGUGAUCGGUU